AUGGUGCGAGCUGCAGGCAGGACGGCAUCGCCGCACGGCGCCGCGAAGCCUUCAUCAAGCACCAGCAUCCUCCCGCUAAUCACCGCCGGCCACGUGUCCUCCAUCUGGCACGACAUCGUUCUCAUUCCGCCUGCCCCCGUUGCGCUGGCGCGUGCCCAUUCCCCCUCCGGAAUCUCCGCGCGGCGCCAUAAUCAGCAUAGUCAUCGUCGCCACCAUGAUGACAAUCACCUUCAUCGUCAUGAUCCUCCGCCGGCGGCGACGGCGGCGGUGGCGCUCUCGACCUCCACCUUCACGUUUGUCUGCCGCUCCGCCGCUUCCCGUUCCGCCGAGUCGCCCUCCGCCGCCCCCGGCGACGGUGGCGGCGGCGGGAGGCGGCAGAAGGACGACCCUCUGCGAAAGACGUUCCGCGAAAAGCGGAAGGUAUUGGCGCUGGACGGCAGUCUUAAAGUGCAAGCCGUCCCGUCGUCGUCAUCCUCGGAGUCCAAAUCGGCCGAGUCGCCCGAGUCGGCCGAGUCGCUGCUGCUGGCGGCACCGUGGAACAUGGGCAUCCUGCCGCAGACGUGCGUUCUCGCGCCGCGAUCCAUGUCCAUGUUCUUCCACUGGGGCCGAGCGGUCAACAAAUGCGCCAAACUUCUCCCCUCUUUCUCAUUCGUCGAAAGCCGUCCCGCGGGCGGAGCAUCGGUUCCUGGGGAGCGCGGAGCUGGUUGCGCAGAGGACGGGGGGAAGCAGGCGGAGCAGCAACACGAAGGGGAGGAAUGCAUUUGGGAAGCUAAGAACACGUGGACGAAUCGGAAAGCGAAGAAACGGAUAGAUCCCGCCGCGCAGAGAGCGGCGCAAGCGGCGGCGGAAGCGGCGGAAGCCGCGGCGCAAGCAGCGGCGCAAGCCGCGGCGGAGUCGGCGGCGGAAGCGGAGCACACGAUCCGUUACGCGCACCGCACGUGGCGGAUCCUGUGCCACUCGCUGCGCCGCCCCGUGCUGCGGCGCAUAGCGCAUGUACCGGAGAGCCAUGGCCGGGAGCGCGCGGAGGCGGCGCAAGCGGCUGUUAGACAGCUGGAGGAGGGACAGGAGGAGGAGAAGCAGGAGCGGAAAUCACCAAAGGGGCACGAGGGAGGAGGUGUGAGCAGUGGCAGCAGCAAGGGCGUGCCUGUUGCUGCCUCUGCUGCAUUCUCGGCUGCUUUUAAGACUGCUUCUGCCUCCGCCCAAGACUGGCCUCGCAAGCACUCUCAUGCUCACGCGCAAGUGCUCACGCUCGCGCACCCACGGCCGUCGUCAGCGUCUCUCGCUGCUGCUGGUGCUGCUGGUGCUGCUGGCGAGCAGAGACAGAGGCACAGCUGUACAGACCUCACGGAUCUCGCCUCUGUGGGGGAGGGGGAGCAGCAUGACUGGCUGAACAGCCCUGCUUCCGCUGGUUACAAGGAGUUUGGAGGAGGAGGAGGGACAAAUGCAGGGGCAGGGGGGUCGCUGCAUGGGACCGGUAAAAGAAGCGGGCUUCGAGUUUCCAUGGGGGAGAGACCCGGGGGGUAUGAGAAGCAUGAGUGGCUGCGCAGUCCGUCUGCCGGUCAGGGGAUUCUUUUUGCUGCCCGGGAUGCUGUGGAGGGGGCUAAGGGCGUGGCUGAUAAGGUGGCAGGCGUGGCUGAUAAGGUGGCAGGCGUGGCUGCGAAACGCAUUGCUGUGGCGGGGGCUGUAGCGGGGACUGUAGCGGGGACAGUGGCAGGGACAGUGGCAGGGACUGUAGCGGGGACGGCAGAGCACGUGGCUGGGAAUGUGGCAGGGGCGGCAGGGGUUGUGGUGGGGAGAGUGACUGGCGCGGCAGGCGUGGUGGGAGGUUCGGUGACCGGGGCUGCUGGUAAGGUAGCCGGGGCUGUAGCGGGGACGGCAGAGCACGUGGCUGGGAAUGUGGCAGGGGCGGCAGGAGUGGUGGCGGGGAAAGUGACUGGGGCGGCAGGCGUGGUAGGAGGCUCGGUGACCGGGGCAGCUGGUAAGGUAGCCGGGGCUGCAGGUACGGUAGCAGGUACGGUUAAGGAUGCUGCAGGUACUGUAGCAGGUACGGUAGCUGGGGCUGCAGGUACGGUAGCAGGUACGGUAGCCGGAGCUGCAGGUACGGUAGCCGGGGCCGCAGGUUCGGUAGCUGGUACGGUGGCAGGUACGGUUGCAAGUUUACCCAGGGGCGCGGUGGGGGUUGUGUCUCGCAGAGUGCGGAAUAUAGGCGCGGGGGGGAAGGCGAUGAGUGCGCAUGUGCGCAGAGGAGCAGAGGCUCGGAUCGAAGCUGCACAGAGCACUGUGAAAUCUGUCAGUGCAAGAGUGCAGCGGGGCGCCGGGGCUAGCUUCGGAGUGGCUCGGAAUGCUGUGGAGGAGAGGCUCGGGAUGGGCCGGCAUGGUUCGGAAGAGAGGCUCGGGAUGAGUCGGCAUGGUUCGGAGGAGAGGCUCGGAAUGAGUCGGCAUGGUUCGGAAGAGAGGCUCGGGAUGGGCCGGCAUGGUUCGGAGGAGAGGCUCGGGAUGGGCCGGCAUGGUUCGGAAGAGAGGCUCGGAAUGAGUCGGCAUGGUUCGGAAGAGAGGCUCGGGAUGGGCCGGCAUGGCUCAGAGGAGAGGCUCGGGAUGGGCCGGCAUGGCUCAGAGGAGAGGCUGGGGGUGGAUUGGCAUGGUGUGGGGGGUGGGAGUGCAGUGUUUGAGUCGUUUGAAUUGGUGGGUGAAAAUAUUUCGGAGGGAGGCAGUGAAGCACUAGAGUCGUUUGGAAGGGUUGGUGAAGCUAGUUCGGAGGGUGGGAGUGUGGUGUUAGAAUCGUUUGAAAGGGCGGUUGAAAAUGGUUCGGAGGGUGGGAGUGUGCUGGGGAUGCCACAAACAGAGGCAAAUCUUGGCACCGAGGCGAGUCCUGGUGCAGAGGCGAUUGGAGCGUUUCAAAGCGGUUUGGAGGAGUCUGGUAGUGUGUGGGUGCAGAGAGAAGGCCCAGGGGCGCAUUCAGAUUUGGAGGCGUCUCAGCGGAGUGAGGGUGCAGCGAGUAAUCACUCACCUGAAAGAGAGGUGGAGAGCAAGAGAGGGGGAGUGCAGAGCAGUACGGAGGAGUCUACGAGUGUGAGAGUGCGACGAGAAGGCUCAGGGGCGCAUCCUAAUCUGGAUGCGUCUCAGCGGAGUGAGGGUGCCGUGAGUAAUGACUCGCGUUUAUGCGAGUUGGAGAGCACGAGUGGGGGAGUGCAGAACGGUGCAGAGGAGUGUAGCAGUGUGAGAGCGGGGCGAGGAGGCUCAGGGGCGCAUUCAGAUUUGGAGGCGUCUCAGCGGAGUGAGGGUGCAGCGAGUAGUGACUCGCCAGAAAGAGAGGUGGAGAGCAGGAGUGGGGGAGUGCAGAGCGGUGUGGAGGAGUCUAGGAGUGUGGGAGUAUUAAGAGGCGGCUCAGGGGCACAUUCUAAUCUGGAAGCGUCUCAGCGGAGUGAGGGUGCAACUAGUAGAGACUCGCCAGAACGCGAGGUGGAGAGAGAGAGUGGGGGAGUGCAGAGCGGUGCAGAGGCGUGUUCUGAGGCACCAGGGAAACUCCCCUCUUCUUCCCUCUCACUCCACUCUUUCUUCCACCUCUAG
Molecule: messenger RNA, 3567 nt
Organism: Closterium sp. Naga37s-1
Lineage: Eukaryota; Viridiplantae; Streptophyta; Zygnematophyceae; Desmidiales; Closteriaceae
Source: the annotation of a GenBank genome assembly